This is a messenger RNA of Aspergillus ibericus CBS 121593, 738 nucleotides long. Its product is annotated as dihydrofolate reductase. Gene Ontology annotation, cellular component: mitochondrion. The annotation marks the transcript as partial. The transcript has a single exon. The record is from RefSeq and is a predicted model, not a curated record. Gene Ontology annotation, molecular function: NADP binding; dihydrofolate reductase activity. Lineage: Eukaryota; Fungi; Ascomycota; Eurotiomycetes; Eurotiales; Aspergillaceae. Gene Ontology annotation, biological process: folic acid metabolic process; dihydrofolate metabolic process; glycine biosynthetic process.
CCCAUUCCCCCCCAACCCCUCACCCUCAUCGUCGCAACAACCCCCAUCCCCCUCCCCAACCCCAGCAACACCCACCCCAACCUCACCCUCGGCAUCGGCCACCACGGCACGCUCCCCUGGCCACGCAUCAAAUCCGACAUGACAUUUUUCGCGCGCGUGACGUCGCGCCCGCCCGUCCCCGGAACCACCAACGCGAUCAUCAUGGGCCGAAAGACAUAUGAUUCUGUCCCUGCGAACUUACGACCUUUGGGAAAGAGGAUAAAUACCGUGAUUACGAGGGAUGUGCAUUCUAUUAGGGAACGGGUGAGGAGGGAACUGGAGGGGAGGAGGGCGAAAUUGACUGCCACCGCUGCUGCUGCUGCUGCUGCUGAGGGACAGCCGGAGACGGAUGCGAUUGUGUGUGGGGGAUUGGAGGAGGCGAUCCGGGAACUGGAAGGCUCGUAUGCGGAGAAACUGGGCAAGGUGUUUGUGAUUGGCGGGGCGGAGAUUUAUGGGGCUGCGUUGAAGGUGUCAGGGAAGGUGAGGAUUGUGAUGACGAAUGUGGAGAAGUUGGGGUAUCGGGAAAAGGGGGAGGUGUUUGAGUGUGAUACGUUUUUUCCGGUGGAUGAGGAGUUGCUCGAGGAGAAAGGAUGGAGGAAGGCGAGUGCGGAGGAGGUGACGGAGUGGGUGGGUGAGACGGUGACGGGCGAGUGGAAGGAAGAGGGUGAGGUGAGGAUUCAAAUGGUUGGGUAUGAACGU